AUGGCGACCCUCAAAGGCCCUGGUGCACCCAAAACCUAUGACGGUUCCGCCCUACGAAUCGGCAUCGUCCACGCACGCUGGAACACCAAGAUAAUUGACGCGCUCCUCACCGGCACAAAGAAAGCCCUCAAAGCCUCCGGCGUCAAGGACGAGAACAUAGUCGUCCAAAGCGUGCCAGGCAGCUAUGAGCUACCUUACGCCGUCAAGCAACUCUACUCCGCCUCACAAGUCCAAUCCUCCUCCACCGGCAUCGUCGGUGCCGCCGCCGACCUCCUCGGUUCCACUUCCGACCUAACCUCCCUGACCCCCUCCGCGCCCAAAACCUCCACCGCGCCUUUCGACGCCAUCGUGGCCAUCGGCGUGCUGAUAAAAGGCGAGACCAUGCACUUUGAAUACAUAGCGGAUGCGGUGAGCCACGGGCUCAUGCGGUUGCAGCUCGAAGGCAAUAUUCCGGUUAUUUUUGGGUUGUUGACGCUGCUGAGUGAUGAGCAGGGGUUGAUGAGGGCGGGGAUUGGCGGGAGUGGGAAUGAGGGACAUAAUCAUGGGGAGGAUUGGGGGAGUGCGGCUGUGGAGUUGGGGGUUAAGAGGAAGGGGUGGAAUGAGGGGACGUUUUUGGAUUAG
Messenger RNA from Parastagonospora nodorum SN15, 621 nucleotides. RefSeq lists its product as hypothetical. The record is from RefSeq and is a predicted model, not a curated record. Gene Ontology annotation, biological process: riboflavin biosynthetic process. Lineage: Eukaryota; Fungi; Ascomycota; Dothideomycetes; Pleosporales; Phaeosphaeriaceae. Bases 1 to 621 code for a protein of 206 amino acids. Gene Ontology annotation, cellular component: mitochondrial intermembrane space; riboflavin synthase complex; intracellular anatomical structure. Gene Ontology annotation, molecular function: 6,7-dimethyl-8-ribityllumazine synthase activity. The transcript has 3 exons.